This is a messenger RNA of Annulohypoxylon maeteangense, 2795 nucleotides long. Its product is annotated as subtilisin-like protein. Gene Ontology annotation, molecular function: serine-type endopeptidase activity; tripeptidyl-peptidase activity. The transcript has 9 exons. NCBI's taxonomy places the organism in Eukaryota, Fungi, Ascomycota, Sordariomycetes, Xylariales, Hypoxylaceae. The record is from RefSeq and is a predicted model, not a curated record. The coding region runs from base 570 to 2720 and encodes 716 amino acids. Gene Ontology annotation, biological process: proteolysis.
CUACCUACCUCCUACCUACUGUAAUAUUAAGUAUUGGUGCGACCCUCAACAUCACGUUAAUUAAAAUUUCCAACCAAAUCCGGGGAAACUAAGAAGUACUACUAUCAUUCUACAAAGCUCUAGAUCUUCGAAUUUAGUCUUCGACUUGCGGGCUACCCGUCCCUCAUCUAGGUCGAUACGAGACCUAAGGAAUGCAGCCAGUAAUGAAUAUUAAAUACCUGGGGCUUCACUACUAUCUUUACAACUUGGCCCCUCCACUAUGGCUGCGAGCUAUAUAUUGAUAAGGGAGAAGCCAAGGUAGAGUUGAUUAGCUGACUGACACAUUUACCCGUACCCGGCGAGAGUGGAUAGUAUUCUAUUUACACCUUGGCUCAUGCAAUGCCGAAAUAUCUUCGGUACGAAGAUCACCAUGGUGUACCUACACCCCAUUCCUAGAAGCGGAGCGGAGCCUGGAUUAUGCAAUGGUGCUGAUAUAAUAUGUGUUGCAUAUUUCUUAAACUUCUCGCGCGUCGCAUGAUUUUCUCGUGCGGCGUUCUGACUUCAUUUCUUGAUGCUGAGAGGUCGUUAAGAUGAAGCUGUUCUCUUUCGUUGCCUUGGCGGGCCUGACUGUGCUAGAGGUCCUUGCCGCGCCACCUUUCCAUAAUUCCGGCUCCUCAAGGCCGAGACGCAGUAUUCCAGACACUCAUAUUCAACAUGAGAAAAGAACAGAAGUGCAAGCAAGGUCUUGGGCCAAAGUACAAAGGGCGGUUCCCGAGGCUAUCUUACCUAUGCGCGUAGGCCUGAAGCAGCGGAAUCUUCAAUCAGGACAUGAUUUGUUGAUGGACAUCUCAAAUCCCAAAUCAAAGAACUAUGGUAAACAUCUCUCAGCAGAAGAGGUCGUUAAAUUCUUUGAGCCGGCCGAGGCAGGGUUCAAAGCAAUUAAAGAUUGGCUUGUCGAGGCAGGCAUCCCCUCGCGUAACAUUUCGCAAUCUAGCAAUAAACAAUGGGUACAAUUUGAUGCUUCUGUCGAUGAGGUAGAAAAACUAUUAAUGGCAGACUACCACGUGUGGGAACAUGUUAGUACCGGUGUUAAGGAUAUUGCCUGCGACGAAUACCAUGUGCCGAAGCAAGUGAAAGAGCAUAUCGAUUAUAUUACCCCCGGCAUCAAGCUGAUGGGUCACGGCAACACGCAACAACCCCUAUCGAAGAAACGAGGUGAAGUGGGCGUAGGCAGUCAUCUUCGCUUUAGCGAAAGAGUUUCUGAGAGCGAGCUCGCAAAGUCCAUGAGCGAAAGGAGUAGGAAUGCUGCAUCCUCGAAAAAAGCCAUGGGUCCCGGUGUAACAGGAUUCGCUGAGCCCGUGGGGACGGCGCAUAUCGAGAGCGGCAACUUCACGUUGCCGGGUGGCUGUGACCAAUAUGUCACCCCAGAUUGUAUUAGGGCGCUUUACGGCAUCCCGAAAGGGACCAAGAAACAUCCAGACAACCGAAUGGGAAUAUUCCAGUCGCUGGGGCAACAUUACACCCAAUACGACCUCGACAAGUUUUUCUGGAGCUUCUCAGACGACAUCCCCAACGGAACCCAACCCGAGCUGUUCUCCGUAGACGGCGGCCAAGGCCCCACCACAAGCCUCCGAAUGGCCGGGUCCGAGGCAAACCUCGAUUUCCAAAUGGCGUACGGGCUGAUCUACCCGCAAGACACCGUGCUGUACCAAGUCGACGACGAAUGGUACCAGAACAUCUACCAAACCGACCCAGCCGCCUACACCGGGUUCUUCAACAACCUCUGGAACGCAAUCGACGGCAGCUACUGCACCUUCACCGCCUACGGCGAAACCGGGAACUGCAAGCGACCCGAGUGUCGCGACCCCGAAUACCCCAACCCGCACGACCGCGGCGGGUUCGCCGGCCAGCUCAUGUGCGGGGAGUAUCCCGCGACGAACGUCAUCAGCAUCUCGUACAGCGGCGCCGAAGUGGACCUGCCUGAAUCGUACCAGCAGCGGCAGUGCGCGGAGAUCAUGAAGCUAGGACUGCAGGGGACCACGGUUGUCAUCUCGUCUGGUGAUGAUGGGGUAGGUGGGUUUUCGUCGCCCGCGGCACCGUCGGGGUGUUUAGGGCCGGAGAGAGAUGUUUUUAAUCCGCAGUUUCUGGCGUCGUGUCCGUAUAUCCUGACCGUAGGGUCAACUGUCCUGCAGACCAACGGCACGCCGGGCGUGGAUGCGGAGGAGGCGACGGAUCGGUUUAGAUCCGGCGGCGGGUUUUCGAAUAUUUACGAGGCGCCGGAGUGGCAGAAGGGGGUCGUGGAUGGGUACCUUGGUAAAGCGAAUUUGUCGUUUGAGGGGUAUGAGGGGGGAGGAGGGAAUUAUACGAAUCCGCGGGCGGGGAUAGGUAGGUAUAAUAAGUUGGGCAGGGGAUACCCGGAUGUGGCGGCGAAUGGUGAUCAUUUUGUUAUUUCGAGCGGCGGGGAGUUACUCAGGAUUGGGGGGACGUCGGCGUCGGCGCCGCUUUGGGGCGCGGUUAUUACGCUGGUUAAUGAGGAGAGGUAUGCGGUUGGGAAGGGGCCUGUUGGGUUUGUGCAUCAGGUUUUGUACUCUCACCCGGAGGUCUUUAAGGAUAUCACGAAGGGGGAUAAUAGAGCGUGUAAGACGACUGGGUUUCCGGCGAUCGAGGGCUGGGAUCCUGUUACUGGAAUGGGUGUUCCGGACUAUCCCAAGCUGCUGGAACUCUUCUUGAGUCUGCCGUAGAAACCGAGACUGGUCUCAUUUGGAACUGGGUGGCUUCAAGUAGCUAAGAGAUGUCAUGGUAUUUUUGCUCUUUCG